Molecule: messenger RNA, 1784 nt
Organism: Pseudo-nitzschia multistriata
Lineage: Eukaryota; Bacillariophyta; Bacillariophyceae; Bacillariales; Bacillariaceae
Source: the annotation of a GenBank genome assembly
GGGACGGGCGACGGCCUCUGUCGGCAGCUCUUGCAACACCCGGUGCGGGGCCCGCGGUUUUCUGUUUCGCUUGGAUUGUUUCGUCUCGUCUCGUCCGUCUUUUUUUGGUUCGACCACCAUGCCCCGCUUCGUUCGCAUUCCCGUCUUUGACUUUGUCCACGACGGUCCGGAAGAGGGUCCCGCUGUUCCUCCGGCCGUUCCCUCGCUGGAAGAAUUCUUCGCCGCCUACGACGUCGCCAGGUGCGUUUGGUUCCGGAGGAGGAGGACGCCUCUCGAAAGCAAAGGCGGGGAGACAGGAAAGCGGGCGGGGAAACGCCGCCGGAUGGAUCCAGCGGCAACCAUUGCGUCGUCGUCGUCGUCGCCAACAACAGCAGCAACGACAGCAGCAGCAACGGCGGAACCGAAGGAUGCGCCGGCUCGCGCCCCGCCCUGGUUCCUCGGCCCGAUCCGCGAGGCCUACGAAUCCGCGUCCCCCUUGGACAAGGCGUCCUGGAACGUCGAGAGCGGCGGCGGCGAAAGAAGAAGAAAGGCAACGGAAGUGUCGCCGUCCGACCUCUGGGGGGAGGCAAGCGGCAACGCGUACGGGUACGGGUACGCCUCCUUUGUCCUCUCGGAAGGGGCCACCGGCCCGGGCCUUUCCGAGGAGCUGGCCGGCCUCCGGGGGGGGGGGAGCCACCGGCUCCCGCACCGCCUGCUGUGGUCUAACGCUUCCCCAAGGGGUGGGGCUUUCCCCUCGGUUUGGGUGGCACCCCACUGCUGGGUCUUUUGUGCCAGGAACAAAGGCGAAAGCGAAGGGAGCCAGGCCGGAAGCGGCCCUUCGAGGGCGGUUCUGGCCGGCCGGCCCGAGCACACCGACGCGAUCUCGCACGACGGGACCGUCCACUGGCAGCUGGGGGGGACCAAGACCUGGAAGCUCCGGCCGACGCUGGAGCUGAUGGAACGCACAACGGGGAACCACCACCGAGAUCGCGGUGGGAACGGCAUAGGCAACGGCAAAGACAACGGCGACGAGAAGAACGGCGACGGGAUUGCGCUCUCGGACUCGUACACUGUGUGCCUAAAGGAAGGAGAUUUCUUGGUGGUCGACACGAGGCUGUGGUGGCAUUCCACCCUGAUUCCCCCGCAGCUUGAAAGCAGCGGGUUCUACAGCGUCAGCGUGGCAAGGGACCUGUGCCUGGUCGACUCGGGUGGCAGCAGCCCCUCCAGGGGCAGCAGCAACGACCGGACCCAAAACCAACCCUUCGCCCCCUCCCACAGCGAAGGCUGUUCCGUCUUCAACGCCGAGGCCUCCUGGGCCUCGGGAUUCCUUCCGAGCGGAAGCAUUCUUUUGGUCGACACAGUGGCAAGGGCCACCUGUGGGCUGGAGGAGCCCGGCGGCGCUUUCCCGGAAGCGUACUACGACGCGCUGCCACCGACCAUCUUGCGGACGGGGUCGGGCGAAGAGGCCAACUGCCGGCUCGUGGUCCGGUGGGCUGACGAGGAUAGCGGCGACGACGACGACGACGAGGAUCGGGGAGAACCACCGCCGCCAAGCAUGGUGGACGUCGGGCUGGAAACGAUGCGCGACAUUCGGGAGGGGGACGAGUUCGUGGUGCUGCAGCCGCCAUAACACAGCUUGGUUCGGUUCCUUUUUUGGUUCUUGCGAACGAACGAACGAUGCGUGCUUGCGCAAGCCACCAAUCGUUCCGAACCAGGGGAACAUACCAGGGGAACACCAGAGGGGAACACUCGAUAGUCCCACCAAAGCAAUGUAUUGUUUCUACAAACAAAUACAGCAACUACUA